Molecule: messenger RNA, 1151 nt
Organism: Ziziphus jujuba (common jujube)
Lineage: Eukaryota; Viridiplantae; Streptophyta; Magnoliopsida; Rosales; Rhamnaceae
Product: chlorophyll a-b binding protein 7, chloroplastic
Exons: 5
Coding region: 106-915 (269 amino acids)
Biological process (GO): response to light stimulus; photosynthesis, light harvesting in photosystem I
Cellular component (GO): membrane
Source: RefSeq, a predicted model, not a curated record
ACAUUGACCGAUUUACAUCGUUAGCCAUCGCUUCUUCUACCUCACCAAUCCAAUCAAAUACAAACUCCAUUUUUUCACAAAGUUUUGGGUUUAAACACUGAAAAAAUGGCUUCCGUUUGUGCUUCUUCUGCUAUUGCAGCUGUGGCCAUUUCUUCUCCCAGCUCUCAGAAGACUUUGACUAGUUUGGGUGCAACAAAGGGUGCUUUUCUUGGUGGGAAGAAAUUGAGAGUUAGGAACUACACAGCACAGACCAGGUCAAGUUCUGUGACUGUUUGUGCUGCAGCGGAUCCUGAUAGGCCACUAUGGUUCCCAGGCAGCACUCCUCCCCCAUGGCUUGAUGGAAGCCUUCCAGGAGACUUUGGUUUUGAUCCUCUUGGCCUUUCAUCCGACCCCGAAAGCCUAAGAUGGAACGUGCAAGCAGAGCUUGUGCACUGCCGGUGGGCAAUGUUGGGUGCCGCCGGAAUCUUCAUCCCCGAAUUCUUGACGAAGAUCGGAAUCCUAAACACCCCAUCAUGGUACUCAGCCGGAGAGCUUGAAUAUUUCACAGACACAACCACACUUUUCGUAGUGGAGCUCAUUUUCAUCGGCUGGGCUGAGGGUAGACGAUGGGCAGAUAUUCUCAAGCCCGGAAGCGUCAACACCGACCCGAUCUUCCCAAACAACAAGCUCACCGGAACAGAUGUUGGAUACCCAGGUGGGCUCUGGUUCGACCCGCUUGGUUGGGGAACCGGUUCUCCCGAGAAGAUCAAGGAGUUGAGGACCAAGGAGAUCAAGAAUGGGCGUUUGGCUAUGUUGGCUGUGAUGGGUGCUUGGUUCCAACAUAUUUACACUGGCACUGGCCCAAUUGAUAACCUUUUUGCUCACCUUGCUGAUCCUGGCCAUGCUACCGUUUUCGCUGCUUUCACACCCAAGUGAGGAAGACAGAGAUAUUUGAAUCUGGGAUUGAUAAGAAAGUUUUAAUUAAGAAAGGCAGGGGGGCUUAAGAGAUGUAUAUGUGUUUGUUCCGAGGGAAAAUUUGUUGUGGUUAAUUUGGACCUGUAAUGCCUCUUGUAGUGUGUAUUAUAUAGAAUCUUCUUGCAAUGUACAAAAAUUCUCUUCGGACUCCAUGAACAUAAAAUCGGCUAGUAAUGAAAUUUGCCCAUUGUAGCAUC